Salarias fasciatus (jewelled blenny) is the source of this 1913-nucleotide messenger RNA. Its product is annotated as cbp/p300-interacting transactivator 3-like. Gene Ontology annotation, biological process: regulation of DNA-templated transcription. Gene Ontology annotation, molecular function: transcription coactivator activity. The coding region runs from base 271 to 978 and encodes 235 amino acids. Lineage: Eukaryota; Metazoa; Chordata; Actinopteri; Blenniiformes; Blenniidae. The record is from RefSeq and is a predicted model, not a curated record. Gene Ontology annotation, cellular component: nucleus. The transcript is spliced from 2 exons.
GGCUCCUCCUCCCUCCCGCCUCUCUCUCUCUGUCUGCGCUCUAUAGAUGUAUAUAAUCCGCGAGUUGACCCAGAAAACAAACUCCUGACUGCUGCCGAGGCGCCGCAGGGCUGCAUGUAUCCGGAGCAUCAGCUGGACCGACGCGCGGCACCGACCCAACUUCUCCGCACGGAUUUUUAUUAUUAUUCUUUUUUUUAUUUUUAUUUUUGCAUUCUCACAUCGGGUAGGUGUCGACUCUUCUUCACUCUCACACAGGGCGCCUGAGCAGCCAUGGCUGAACACAUGAUGAUGCCCAUGAGCCACGGCUUCCGGAUGGGCAUGAACGGACCGCCGCAGCACAACGGCCAGCCCGGCCUGCGCGGCCUGCCCAACGGCCAGGUGAUGCACUACGGCAGGAACCCCCAGAGCAACAUGGAGGCCGCCAUGAGACAGAGACAGGGCCUGGUGGGGCCGGGCGGGAUGGGCGGUCCCGUCGGCGGGGCCCCCAUGGGCGGCCACCACCACCAGAUGAUGUCCGGGAACAUUAUGUACAACGGCCAGGGCCCCCAGCAGCAGCAGCACCACCACAUGCACCCCCAGCAGCAGCAGCAGCAGCAGCAGCAGGGGGGCGGGCACCCGCAGCAGUACCACCACGGCAACCUCACCUCCCAGCAGCUCAUGGCCAGCAUGCACUUGCAGAAACUGAACACCCAGUACCACGGACACCCGCUGGGCUCGUCCGGCGGCCACCACUUGCCGAACGGCGGCCAGUACCGCGUGGGCCCGGCCCAGCUGUCGGGCAUGCAGCACAUCGGCGGCCCCCUGGGGCUGAACGGCAUGGACAUGGACCUGAUCGACGAGGAAGUGCUCACCUCGCUGGUUCUGGAGUUGGGGUUGGAUCGCGUUCAGGAGCUGCCCGAGCUCUUCCUGGGACAGAACGAGUUCGACUUCAUAUCAGACUUUGUGUGCAAACAGCAGCCGAGCACGGUGAGCUGCUGAGCCGACGGGACGCGGGCUGUUUCGGGUUUUGGUUCGGACUGGAAACCCCCCCUCCUCCUCCCCCCAAAGAAUGACUGAGUGGCGACCGUAGCACAGCGACAGGAGACAAUCUUUCUGUUCUGUUUGGGUGUUUCUGUGUUUGUGUAUACGACAGUUUCUCGUGCGCCUUCACACUGACCUUGCCUGCGAGUCGUUCAAAGAAUUGUAAACGAGCAAAAACGCAGAAACAGGCGCCGGGUUCCUUUUCCUUUGAGCCGGCGCCAGUAAGAUCUGUCGCCUUGGGCCAAACUGAGGCGUCCCGAUGCGAGCGGGUUCUGCUUGUACCCAGCUGGCCCUCAGCACAUGUGCCUAUGGUGCCAAGGCUUUUUGGAUAAACUGUAAAUUUAGCAAACACAAACGGGGGUAAGACGACCUGAUUGGACCGUCCAGUCAGGUCUGCCCGGUUCUGAGGCAUCUCGAGGUGUAUUUUAUCCUGGAUGACACCCUUGACUAGUAGCAGACCUCUUCAGAAAGGUGGUCCACUUAAUUUGUUUAAACAAGGAUCAAGGGAUUAAGGGAGUGGAGAAUGAUUCUUUUAUGUUUGCAUAUUGAAGGCUGGCUCUUCAAAUACUGACUCUCCUACAAAGAACAGCUUUUCCUUGAAGAGCAGGAGGCUGUGCAGCAUUCCUGGGUGACACAGCGUUGUUUCUUUUUACCUCGGAACUGUUUGAAAUGUGCCCCAUCGAUUAUUUUGCUUCCGGCGUCGUUAAACCGGCUCUGAUUAAACCCACUGUCGUUAAAUGUCUCGCAUCUGAUCUGUGUUUUUGGCUGUGAAUGAGUCACUGGCGGGAGUUGAGUGUGUUUCUUGGCUUUAAAAAGAAAAACUAAACAAAAAAAACAAAAAAAAAAAGCUUUUGUGUGCUGAAGUCUUACAACUCUACAUCAUUUACGUGUUC